AUGUCAAAGGAGCCGGGUCACUGGGACUUCUUUAAACUUCCUCCUUUCUUCACGCUGCAGCCGUCGCCGAGUGCGCUAGAACGGCAGAUGGCACUGUGGGGAAAUUUGGUGAUGGACCACGCUGCUUUUCAUGCACAACAUAGGAAACGUGACACGUGCCCACUUCUUCGAUUGUACAGCUGCAAUAGUGGUUUGUUUCGGAAUGAGACGAUUAAUCGCCGUCUUCGACCAGAAGAUGUCAAGAAGGUGAUUUCAUCGUUAGUGGCACAGUGGUCGGAACACUGUGUUCUGACGUCUGACGGCGAUGGUAUGGGAGAUGUUUCUGUAUUGGUUACAACUAGUAAAGGUGGGCUGAAGGAACUCGAGCAGUCACUGCUUGCGUGGAUUCUCGAGAGGGGUGCAGGAACAACAGUUGCGUACUUGUCGCAGAAAGGUGUUGUUAUGACUUUUGACGAAUUAGUUGAUGGCCAAUGUUUGCUUUACAGUCGGGAAAGUGAGCAACUUCUUCCACGGUUGACACAGGAAGCAGUUCCAAUCGAGGACGUGGGCGCACUUUCCCAGGAGCAGGCGGUGCGGUGCUUUCUUCACACUCUCGCCGAGCGGCCCGUCUCCCACAAGGGCUUGUUCAGUGUCACAUUGUUCAACCUAGAUGGCAGUGACAGGCGGCCGUAUGAAGGAGUGAAGUUUGGUGGCGCAGCUAUAUGA
Molecule: messenger RNA, 705 nt
Organism: Trypanosoma brucei brucei TREU927
Lineage: Eukaryota; Euglenozoa; Kinetoplastea; Trypanosomatida; Trypanosomatidae
Exons: 1
Coding region: 1-705 (234 amino acids)
Biological process (GO): protein transport to vacuole involved in ubiquitin-dependent protein catabolic process via the multivesicular body sorting pathway
Cellular component (GO): ESCRT II complex
Molecular function (GO): protein homodimerization activity; structural molecule activity
Source: RefSeq, a predicted model, not a curated record